CUUCCGGGCUUGUGUGUGGCGCUGUUCUCCUGACCGUCUCAGUAGGAAACAUGGCGGCCGUCAGUAAGUACUUGACAGCGAAGAACUCCGCUGUAGCUGGCGGUGUCCUACUCGUUUUAUACUUCCUAAAGCAGAGACGAAGAUCCGCUGGACUUAACAGGAAGAAGGGUUCUCCCAAUGAUCUGAACAGUGAGAAAGAUGGCAAGAAAGAGAGAGCCGCUGUGGACAAGCUUUUUUUCAUCCGGAUUGCACGGAUCCUCGGGAUUAUGGUGCCGAGAUUGUUGUGUAAAGAGACAUGGUACCUGUUCCUGAUCGCAGUGAUGCUUGUGACUCGGACCUAUUGCGACGUCUGGAUGAUUCAGAACGGCACUAUGAUUGAAAGUGCGAUCAUUGGUCGAUCCACUGAAGGUUUCAAGAAGUACUUAUUCAACUUUAUCACGGCCAUGCCAAUUAUUGCCUUGGUGAACAACUUCCUGAAGUUGGGCUUGAAUGAACUGAAGCUGUGCUUUCGCGUGAGACUUACCAAACAUCUCUACGAUGAGUACCUGAAGGGAUAUACAUACUACAAAAUGGGAAACCUGGAUAACCGCAUUGCUAAUGCUGAUCAGCUGCUGACGCAGGAUGUGGAAAGGUUCUGUAACAGUGUUGUGGAGCUUUACUCCAACCUCAGCAAGCCACUGUUGGAUAUCGGCUUGUACAUAUUCAAAUUGACAACAGCAAUCGGAGCUCAGGGUCCCGCGUCUAUGAUGGCUUACCUACUCAUCUCCGGCCUCUUCCUGACCCGUCUGCGCAGGCCGAUCGGGAAGAUGACAGUGACCGAACAGAAGUACGAAGGAGAAUACCGAUACGUCAACUCUCGUCUCAUCACAAACAGUGAGGAGAUUGCCUUCUACAAUGGAAAUGUCAGGGAGAAACAGACCAUUCAUUCAACCUUCAAGAAACUGGUCGAUCAUCUGCACAAUUUCAUCUUUUUCCGUUUCUCCAUGGGUAUGGUGGACAGCAUUAUCGCCAAGUAUUUUGCGACCGUUGUUGGGUAUUUAGUGGUGAGUCGUCCAUUCCUUGAUUUGUCUCACCCUCGACACCUGAGCAGCUCCCAUGCUGAACUGCUGGAGGACUACUACCAGAGUGGCCGUAUGCUGCUGCGUAUGUCGCAGGCGUUGGGCAGAAUCGUCCUUGCAGGCAGAGAAAUGACACGUCUGUCAGGCUUCACCGCUCGCAUCACUGAGCUCAUGAGGGUCCUGAAAGAGCUGAAUUCUGGGAAAUAUGAACGCACCAUGGUGUCUCAUUCAGAGAAAGACACUUCAGAAAAGCUCACACUGAUCCCUGGAAGUGGAAGAAUCAUCAACGUAGACCAUAUCAUCAAGUUCGAACACACACCCCUGGCUACUCCUAAUGGAGACAUUCUGAUCAGAGAUCUGAGCUUUGAGGUGAAAUCCGGAGCCAAUGUUUUGGUGUGUGGUCCCAAUGGGUGUGGAAAGAGUUCACUUUUCCGGGUUCUUGGAGAGUUGUGGCCACUGUUCGGUGGGAGUUUGACGAAACCAGAGAGGGGGAAGCUCUUCUACGUCCCUCAGAGGCCUUACAUGACCCUUGGCACACUAAGGGAUCAGGUGAUCUACCCAGACACCCAUGAGGACCAAAAGAAGAAAGGCAUCUCUGACCAGGUGCUGAAGGAGUACCUGGAUAAUGUCCAGUUAGGACACAUUUUGGAGAGAGAGGGAUCAUGGGACAUGGUUCAGGACUGGAUGGAUGUGCUCAGUGGAGGAGAGAAGCAGAGAAUGGCGAUGGCUAGGCUCUUCUACCAUAAGCCCCAGUUUGCCAUCCUGGAUGAGUGCACCAGUGCCGUGAGCGUAGACGUGGAGGAUUUCAUCUACAGUCACUGCAGAAAGGUUGGCAUCACCCUUUUCACAGUCUCACACAGAAAGUCCCUGUGGAAGCAUCAUGAGCACUACCUCCAUAUGGACGGCAGAGGAAACUAUGAAUUCAAACUCAUCACCCCUGAAACUGUGGAGUUUGGCUCUUAAAGAGGAGCGACAGCACUAUACUAUCAGCGGCCCUAGUUAGGGGCCCUAGCUAUUUACUUCUGAAGGAGUCACAUGCCAACCUAAUCUAGGAGUUUGUUUUUAAUCAUCAAUAACCUUUAUGGGAUGAAAAUGUGUUUAGAAAUGUAUUAACACUACUUUUGUCCUCAACGAUUGUACAUAAUUUUGUAAUUUAAGCAGUCCAAUUUAAAGGACAUCCGUUAAGUACGCAUGGGAACGUAUAGCAAGGAAAUACGUCUUGUGUCUGUGCACUAAAUUGUUUAAUAAAUGAAAUGUGUCUGUAUAGGGUCAAACAAAUCAAUGCCAGCGGACUGAACCGAACGUUUAAUAUGUUAGAAGCAGGAUAAUGAACUAUUAUUGCCUUCUCAUCAGCUAAACUUUCAUUAUGAAUUCUUUAAGCUACUAAGUGGCCUUAGUGUUCACUGCAGCAUGGUUGGGCGUUUUGGAUGUGUGCGAGUUGCUUUUUGGUGCACUUUACCUGGCAUGGUGAUUUGAAAAUGCAGGAAUCCGUGUGAAGAACAACUGUUCGAUGAGAGGUUACCUAUGCACUUGUUUACGCCAGCUUUGUUGGCAUUUCUUGAUGUGAAAGGAAUCUUUCUCUGCAGAACGGUUGUACGUAAGAACUGUAAGAAACGUCAUUGUCGUAGCACUUCACGCAUCAAGCAAAUGAACCACUUUGCUGUAUGUUUUCAUUAAAAAAGAUUGAUACUA
This is a messenger RNA of Rhinichthys klamathensis goyatoka, 2750 nucleotides long. RefSeq names its product ATP-binding cassette, sub-family D (ALD), member 3a (gene abcd3a). The coding region runs from base 51 to 2021 and encodes 656 amino acids. Gene Ontology annotation, biological process: long-chain fatty acid import into peroxisome; fatty acid beta-oxidation; peroxisome organization. The record is from RefSeq and is a predicted model, not a curated record. Gene Ontology annotation, molecular function: ABC-type transporter activity; ATP hydrolysis activity; long-chain fatty acid transmembrane transporter activity. The transcript has 23 exons. Gene Ontology annotation, cellular component: peroxisomal membrane; peroxisome. Lineage: Eukaryota; Metazoa; Chordata; Actinopteri; Cypriniformes; Leuciscidae.